Cyanistes caeruleus (blue tit) is the source of this 2714-nucleotide messenger RNA. Lineage: Eukaryota; Metazoa; Chordata; Aves; Passeriformes; Paridae. The record is from RefSeq and is a predicted model, not a curated record.
UUUUCAGAGGUUUAGAUAAAAAAAGGAGAAUAGAUUUGAAUUGAAGAAGUUUAGGAUUGGCAAGAAAUGACUGACUAGUCUUGCCCUGGUUCCUUAGGUAGAACUGUCAAUUUUGAUUUAGGCUAUAUUGUUUAAAGCUAUAUAGAGAUGAGGCUGUGAAUAAUUAAGAGAAUGGAUGAAGUAAAUACACAUUCUUGAGAAGCUUCUUAUCUGAUGUAAUAAACCAUAACAUCCUGUGUUUCUUCUCCAUUCAGAAUGAUACAGAUCUUGGACCCGAGACCCUUGCCCAGCUCCAUCAUGCCUGUGGAUAUGGCCAUGCGAAUUUGCAUAGCCCAUUCUCCACCGCUGAAGAGCUUUCUCAGCCCCCUCGAGGACUGCCAAAGAAACAACUUUGUGAACAGACUCAAACCUCUCAGGCCGUGCCUUCACGUGAAACGUGACUCUGACGAUCAGAAGAGUGACUGGAACCACUCGCCAGCCCGAGCCAAGAAGCACGUUGUGUUUGCAGACUCCAAGGGGCUGUCCCUGACAGUGAUCCACACCUUCUCCGAGUUCCAGGAGCCCCCUCUGUGGGAUCUGCAGUUUGACCUCUUAGGCAUUGAGGACAUAAAACUCCAUGAGGAGAAAAACUUGAUUCUGGGUUUCCCUCAGCCCUCAGCUGACUACCUGGACUUCAGGAACCUUCUGCAGAAGAACAUGGUCUGCCUGGAGACCUGCACCCUGCAAGAGAAGGUGCUGUCAGGUACCGUGAAAGUAAAAAAUGUGAGCUAUGAAAAAAAGGUUCAGGUUCGUAUUACUUUCGAUACGUGGAAGACCUACAAAGAUGUUGAGUGUGUGUACAUGAACAAUGUUUACAGUGAUUUUGAAAAUGACACCUUCUCAUUCACCAUUAAUUUCCCUCCUGCCAUUUCCUCUGAAGAGAAGAUAGAGUUUUGCAUUUCUUACCAAAGUGGAGAACAUACCUUCUGGGACAAUAACGAGGGUCAGAAUUACAAAAUUGUACACACAGAGUGGAAGCCUAAUGGUGUUCAGGUACCAUCUGCCAAGGAAGGCUAUGUAGAUCUGCAGACUUCAAGGAGAAGACAAGAGAGAGAACCUGAUCAGCUGGGCAGUCCAAGGUUGUCCAGUGGCCUCUUCCCCCAGUGGCAGAGCUUGGGUCAGAUUGAAAGUUCAUUACCAUAUUGGUGAUCCACACUACCAUUUGGCAACAAAACAGUGCUAGUUCACAUACUGCAUGGUGAAACCAUGGUGAAACCAGCUGGCAGGUUUUGUUUGCUGUCUGAACAAAUCCAAGUUCAUUAGACUGUGGGACUUACUAAACCAUGUUAUGCUCCUGAAGUUCUUAGCCAAACCUUAUCCUCGAAAGGAAAGAAAACCAAGGUGCAACUUAUGUGUAUGCUAUGUACUGUAGUAGUAGCUUGCCUGUAUCUCAAGUAUAUGCUGCAUUCUUCCUGCUAUCAGCUCUCCUGGGUCACUAGGAGAAAGAAUUGCAAAGUAGUAUGGAAGGCAGUGAUGUCUCAGCAAGCUGUGGUAGCUGUGUGUGAGUAUGUGUGUGUGCACAGGGAUGGAAACAGAAUGUCACAACUCAUUUUGUACCUACCAGGAGUGCAGUAGAUGGUGUCAGGAGGCUUGCUGUGACCCUCUACAUGCUUGUAGCAAAGGCAGGUAGGGAUGCAUGGCAAAGAUUUGUGGCUUUAAUGCAUGUUAAGGAGAGGAUAAUGGAAAAGUGGGAAAACGGGAAGAGGUAGAAUGUGCUACAUAACUUGGAGAUGUGCAGUGUUCUAAUUACUUCUUUCCAAAGCUAUUUUUGUAAAUCUCAGAGAAAGAUCUGUGGGAUAAAAAGGAGACUAAAGAAAAUGAUGCAAAGUGAGUAGAAGUGACCACUGCUUUAAGAAGGCAUCUCUGUCCUUACUGUCUUUGUGAAGCCUUGCAUUUCGUUUCAUAGGUAAGCUUGACUUCACCAUCCUGCUUAUUUAGCAGGGAGAUGGUUGCCUUUCAAUCUUAAAAGAAAAACGUGCCUUUGAAAAGAUUUUAAAGCCACCCUAAUAUGUCAAAAAUAGGGUUAGGCAACAAAAUAAAGCGGUUUGUGAAUUUCCUACUCUGUAGUAUCAUUAGGUGAUUCCACUCAUCACCUGAUCUAAUCUUACAGCAUCUGAUGGUUGAGUGUCCUGCUCCUAGUUGCAACAUUAACUGUGACUUUUCACAAGUAACAUAGGCAAGGUCCUUCAUAUUGAAGACAGUGAAUUAGCUGCACUUUUUGAGAGCUAAUUUCUUUAAAAGAGCAGGGUUGUUACUAUUUUUUUUUCUAGACUGAAUAUAGGCUUGCACAUAGAAAACUGUUCUGGUUUAUUUUACCUCAUUUUAAAUUUUUUUUUAGACUUGAGUAAGCUAAUAUAUAUUUUGUAUGCUUAUAAUUUAGCUUCUGAGCUGGGUUUCAUGCAAGACUUGUUUGAGAAAUUGUCCAGUACAUGCUCAAAAGGUGUGAAUGCUGGCACACCUUUUAUCUAUACAGAAAUGAUGUUAACAUCAAAACAUAAAUCACAUUUUUGUCCACGGCUAAGAAGUAUAAUAGCCUGAGUGUGAAGCUACUUGCAGUGCAGCGAGAUGUUAAAUACUAAGGUGAAAUUAGCCUCCUCCACUAAUUGCACUUUUCCUUAUGUAACCUUUGUUGUUAUGUGUAAACUAGCAUUUUAAGAAUAAAUUUUAUUUUGGUA